This is a messenger RNA of Sphaerodactylus townsendi, 933 nucleotides long. RefSeq names its product olfactory receptor 4D1-like. NCBI's taxonomy places the organism in Eukaryota, Metazoa, Chordata, Lepidosauria, Squamata, Sphaerodactylidae. The record is from RefSeq and is a predicted model, not a curated record. Gene Ontology annotation, biological process: G protein-coupled receptor signaling pathway. The transcript has a single exon. Gene Ontology annotation, cellular component: membrane. Gene Ontology annotation, molecular function: olfactory receptor activity; G protein-coupled receptor activity. The coding region runs from base 1 to 933 and encodes 310 amino acids.
AUGGUGACAAAUGCAACAGUAACCGAAUUUGUUCUCUUGGGCUUCUCUGAGAGUCCAAGGGUGCAGACCAUCCUUUUCUUCAUUUUUCUCACCAUUUACAUCACAACCUGGUUGGGGAAUUUGACAAUUAUUGUCAUUGUGAUUGUAAUGCCUCAGUUCCACACACCCAUGUACUUCUUUUUGGCCAACCUUGCUGUCAUGGACAUCAGUGACUCUACAGUGACUACAGUCAAAAUGCUGUGGGGUCUCAUCUCCCAUACAAAUUCAAUCUCCUAUCAUUGGUGUACAGCCCAGAUUUUCUUCUUCCACUUUACUGGAGGCGCAGUGGUUUUCUUCCUCGUAAUAAUGGCUGUUGACAGAUACAUAGCAAUCUACAAACCACUGCAAUACGUACUCAUUAUGCAUCAAGGUGUUUGCAUUGGGUUGGUUGCAGGUGCUUGGCUGGGUGGCUUUGCCCACUCUAUUGUCCAGGUAGCACUGAUACUUCAGCUGCCUUUCUGUGAGCCCAAUAUACUGGACAAUUUCUACUGUGAUGUCCCUCAACUCAUCAAACUGGCAUGCACAGACACUUACGUCACAGAGCUGCUGAUGGUUUCAAACAGUGGAUUGCUUCUCACACUAAUCUUCUGUAUCUUACUUGCAUCGUACACUGUCAUUUUGGUGAAGAUCCGAACACAUGUCACAGAUGGGAAACACAAAGCCCUGUCGACCUGUGCUGCACAAAUCAUAGUCAUGAGCUUCAAUUUUGUCCCAGGAAUGUUCAUUUAUGAUCGUCCUUUCCAGGUGUUUCCAGCAGACAAGAUUGCCUCUGUCUUUUAUACUCUUAUCACUCCAAUGUUAAAUCCGAUGAUCUUUACUCUGCGAAACAGAGAAAUGAAAGAUACUAUUAAAAAAAUGAUUAGAAAAAUGAUUACUUUUGUAAUCAAAGAAUAA